Molecule: messenger RNA, 972 nt
Organism: Drosophila obscura
Lineage: Eukaryota; Metazoa; Arthropoda; Insecta; Diptera; Drosophilidae
Gene: tbrd-3
Product: bromodomain-containing protein 2
Exons: 1
Coding region: 85-933 (282 amino acids)
Molecular function (GO): protein binding
Source: RefSeq, a predicted model, not a curated record
UUCGAUUUCAGUGCGAAACUUGACGCGUGCUUUGAUUUAAUUAAUCUUUCAAUUCUUAUUGCCUUUUUCGCUGCCAAUUGCAAAAUGUGCGACCGCAACCGCAAUCGUAAAUCGGACCGCAAUCGCAGCCGCGCCCGCAAUCAAGAGACUUUUCCGGGCAGCAACGCAUGCAAGGCCAUCAUCAGAAAGCUAUUCUCAAGCCAAUACAAGCGACUGGCCUGGAUAUUCUACGAGCCGAUAGAUGCACCAUUUUUGGGACUGCACGACUACUACAAUAUUGUCGAGAGGCCCAUUGAUCUGCGGUUCAUCAAGAAUCGUCUCUACAACGGACUGUAUUGGGAUGCCGCUGAGUUCGAGCGGGACAUGCAACUGUUGUUCCACAACACGUAUCUGUACACGACUCCGGGCCAUUUGUGCUACGAAAUGGCCAAGAAACUGCAGGUCAUCUUUGAGGCAAUGUUUGUCGAGAUUACUGCCCCGGUGACGCCUGCUAAGAGCGACACCACAAUCGAGACCACUCCACAGAGUACCAUGAGUCCAAUCUUUGAGAGCGAGGAGGACACAUCGAAGCCUGGCACACCGAAUACGCCGCACAAGGAUGGAGAUGGAGAGUUAUUACAGUGGCAGCAUGCGGAAGCCGAGCGUCCGUGGACUGCCAAAGAGGAUGACGAUCGUCCAUGGACUACCAAAGACAAUAAUAUGCUGGCGGCCAGGCUGCAGACGCUCAAGGGUGAAGUCCUCCACAGAGUUAUGCACAUAAUCAAACAGAUGGAGGAUCUGCGGAUCGUCAGGCGUAAGCUGAAGUUCGAUACGGCCACCCUGAAGAGCCACACAAAAUACACCAUUGUUAGGUACUUGGCCAGCAAGGGUGUUCAUUUCCGCCGUCGCGCCCGUUCCACAUUUAACAAAUCGACAUACAAUAAUUGUAAAUGAAGCCCGAGCCGCGGGCGAAUAAAGAUUUAAUUGUUUUUU